AUUACGCUUUACUGUACACCACAUCCAAUGCAGUUUGUUGGUACGGGUUUUUACUAAGAUAACGCAAAUGAUGGUGGAUUUUGGGCGAGCUUCCACCGGCGUCCCCUCCGUUCAUUCACCUGCCUCCGCGUGGCAUCCAGUGCACACUGGCAUUAGCCACACCACCACUUCCACUCUUCAUGUAUCUGCCCAAUUGCUGCUGGGAGCAACUAAGUAUAAAUUAACUGCGUUUCGAUUGAAGGCUAUGGCAGAAGAAACGCUAUCAACUCCGAAGAUAGAUUCCAAGUCCUCGCCAUCAGCGAAGAGGCAAGCCUUGAUUUCAUUGUCGGAUAAGAAGGACCUGGCUUUGCUUGGUAAUGGACUACAGGACUUGGGAAUCACAAUUGUUUCCACGGGAGGAACAGCAUCUGCUUUAGAAACUUUUGGUGUGUCUGUGACCAAGGUGGAGGAGCUUACUCAAUUUCCUGAAAUGCUUGAUGGCCGUGUAAAAACUUUACAUCCUAAUAUCCAUGGAGGUAUUCUUGCAAGAAGAGAUCAAGACAAUCACAUGGAAGCCCUUGAAAAUCAUGGGAUCAGUACAUUUGAUGUGGUAGUGGUGAACUUAUACCCAUUUUAUGACAAGGUGUCCUCAUCUGCUGGAAUCUCGUUUGAGGAUGGGAUUGAGAACAUUGAUAUUGGUGGACCUGCAAUGAUUAGAGCUGCUGCCAAGAAUCAUAAGGAUGUCCUAGUUGUUGUUGACUCCAAUGAUUAUCCGGCACUGUUAGAAUAUCUCCAAGGAGGGCAGAAGGACCAGCACUUCAGGAGGAGACUUGCUUGGAAGGCUUUUCAGCAUGUUGCUUCUUAUGAUUCGGCAGUUGCAGAAUGGUUGUGGAAGCAGACUGAAGGAGAUAAGUUUCCUCUCAGCAUGACAGUACCUUUGUCCCACAAGACUUCACUCCGGUAUGGAGAAAAUCCUCAUCAGAAGGCUGCAUUCUAUGUUGACAAGUCUCUCGUGGAGGUCAAUGCCGGUGGCAUUGCCACCGCCAUCCAACACCAUGGAAAGGAGAUGUCAUAUAAUAAUUACUUAGAUGCCGAUGCAGCAUGGAAUUGUGUGUGCGAAUUUAGUAAGCCAACUUGUGUGGUUGUGAAGCACACUAAUCCCUGCGGAGUGGCAUCACGUGAUGAUAUUAUUGAAGCAUAUAGACUGGCUGUGAAAGCAGACCCAGUUAGUGCGUUUGGUAGCAUCGUAGCUUUCAAUGUUGAAGUUGACGAGGCCCUCGCUAGAGAUAUUAGAGAGUUUAGAAGUCCAACCGAUGGCGAGACUCGUAUGUUUUAUGAGAUUGUCGUUGCUCCUAAGUACUCAGAGAAGGGACUUGAAGUACUUCGUGGAAAGUCGAAAACUUUGAGAAUACUCGAGGCUAGUAAAAAUGACAGAGGAAAACUCUCCCUAAGACAAGUUGGUGGCGGAUGGCUGGCUCAGGAAGCAGAUGAUCUGACACCAGAAGAUAUCAACUUCAAUGUUGUCUCUGAGAAGGGUCCUGAGCAAAAUGAGUUUCAAGAUGCUCGAUUUGCAUGGCUUUGUGUAAAGCAUGUGAAGAGCAAUGCGAUUGUUAUUGCAAAAGUAAGUCUUUCU
This is a messenger RNA of Striga asiatica, 1612 nucleotides long. NCBI's taxonomy places the organism in Eukaryota, Viridiplantae, Streptophyta, Magnoliopsida, Lamiales, Orobanchaceae. The record is from the annotation of a GenBank genome assembly.